Chrysochloris asiatica (Cape golden mole) is the source of this 5721-nucleotide messenger RNA. Its product is annotated as complement factor H-like. Lineage: Eukaryota; Metazoa; Chordata; Mammalia; Afrosoricida; Chrysochloridae. The record is from RefSeq and is a predicted model, not a curated record. The transcript is spliced from 36 exons.
AUGGAUUGUCAAGAACCUCCUCCAAAAAAAGAUUCAGAAAUUCUGACCGGUUCCUGGCCUGACAAAGCUUAUCCAGAAGGUACUCAGGCUAUAUAUAAAUGCCGCCCUGGAUUUCGAACUCUUGGAAGUAUUAUAAUGACAUGCAAGAAUGGAAAAUGGGUUGCUCUUAAUCCAUCCAGGAUUUGUCAGAGAAAACCUUGUGGACAUCCUGGAGAUACUCCCUUUGGUUCAUUUCAGCUCACAGUAGGAACAGAAUUUGAAUAUGGAGCAAAGGUUGUUUAUACGUGUUCUGAGGGGUAUCAACUGCUAGGUUCAAUUGAUUAUCGUGAAUGUGAACCAGAAGGAUGGACCAAUAAUAUUCCUUUAUGUGAAGUUGUGAAGUGUUUACCAGUAACAGAACCAGAGAAUGGGCGAGUUAUCAGUGGUGCACUGGAACCAAACCAGGAAUAUUCUUUUGGACAAGUGGUACAGUUUGAGUGUGCUUCUCGCUUCAAGCUAGAGGGACCUAAAGAAAUUCAUUGUUUGGCAGAUGGCUCAUGGAGUGGUAAAAUCCCAAAAUGUGUAGAAAUUUCCUGCCAAGUAAAAGAAAUUAGAAAUGGAUUUUCUGUAUCUCCAGACAGAAGUUAUAAGGAGAAUGAGAGAUUUCAGUAUAAAUGUAACAAGGGAUUUGAAUACAGUGAAAGAGGAGAUGCUGUAUGCACUAAAUCUGGGUGGCGUCCAACUCCUUCAUGCAAAGAAGUCGUAUGUAAUCCUCCUGUUAUUGAAAAUGGUUCCUUCAAACCUGUAAGGAUUACACAUAGAAGUGAAGAUCAAAUCACCUACAUGUGUAAAGAUGGCUUUUAUCCUACAACCAGGGGAAAUACAGCACUGUGCACUAGCAGUGGCUGGGUACCUACACCAAGAUGUAGUUUGAAACCUUGUAGUUUUCCAGAAAUAAAGCAUGGAUAUCUACAUAAUGAAGAGAGGUAUCGACCAUACUUUCCAGAAUCUAUAGGAAGCUCUUUCUACUAUUACUGUAAUAGAGGAUUUGUGACUCCUUCACACAGUGAUUGGUAUUACGUAACAUGCACAAAAGAUGGAUGGACACCAAAAGUCCCCUGCCUCAGAAAAUGCUAUUUAUAUCAAGUGGAAAAUGGAUAUUCUUCUAAAUCAGGCAGACAUUAUUUACAGGGUAAUUCGGUACAAGUUGAGUGCAACCGUGGGUACAGUCUUCCAAAUGGACAUACCACCAUUACAUGUACAGAGCAAGAUUGGUCCCCUCCUCCCAAAUGCCUUCGUGUCAAAAGAGAAUGCAGUGUUCCUAUGUUACCAAAAACCUUAGAAGCCUCACCUAAGAAAAACAAAUAUAAAGUUGGAGAUGUACUGAAGUUUUCCUGUUCACAGAAAUAUCAAAUAGUGGGACCAGAUUCAAUUCAAUGCUACUACUUUGGAUGGUCCCCUAAAAUUCCAAUAUGUAAAGAGCAGGUAAAAUCAUGUGGCCCACCUCCUCAACUGCUCAAUGGGGAAGUUAAAGAGACAAAGAAAGAAGAAUAUAAGCAUAAAGAAGUGGUGGAAUGUGAUUGCAAUCCCAAAUUCCUAUUGAAGGGGUCUAAGAAAAUCCAAUGUGUUGAUGGAGAAUGGACAACUUUGCCUAUAUGUGUUGAGGAAGAGAGUACAUGUGGCGAUAUCCCUGCACUUGAACACGGCUAUAGUUUGCCCUCUGAACCUCCUUAUCACCAUGGAACUGUAGUGGAGUUCAGUUGUGAAGAUUCAUUUAUGAUGAAUGGACACAAAUUUAUUAGAUGUGUUCGUGGAGUGUGGACUGAACUUCCUCAGUGCAUUGGAGAAAUGAAACAGUUAUGCCCACCUCCUCCUCUCAUUCCCAAUACUCGAAGUAUGACGAUGACAGUGAAUUACAAAGAUGGAGAGAAAAUAUCUAUUCUCUGUCAAGAAAAUUACAUAACUCAAGAAGCAGAUGAAAUCGUGUGCAGUGGUGGGAAAUGGCAGUCAAUACCACGCUGUGUUGAAGUCAUAUGUAAUCCUCCUGUUAUUGAAAAUGGUUUCUUCAAACCUGCAAGGAUUACACACAGAAGGGAAGAUCAAAUCACCUACAUGUGUAAAGAUGGCUUUUAUCCUACAACCAGGGGAAAUACAGCACUGUGCACUAGCAAUGGCUGGGUACCUACACCAAGAUGCAGUUAUUCUGAAGAAAAAUGUGGGGCUCCUCCACCUAUUGAAAAUGGAGACAUCACUUCGUUCCCAUUACAUGAAUAUGCUCCAGGAUCAUCAGUUCAGUACCAAUGCCAGUCCUUUUAUACGCUUCAGGGUACCAACCGUGUAACAUGCUUGAAUGGACAGUGGUCAGAACCACCAAAAUGUUUAAAUGCAUGUGUAAUAUCAAAAGAAGAGAUGGAAAUACGUAACAUAGAGUUAAGAUGGAAAUAUGAUGAAAUAGUGUAUUCCAAAACUGGAGAUACUGUUGAAUUUAGAUGUAAAUGGCGAUAUUAUCCUGUGACAUCCCAAGACUCUUUUCGAGCAACAGAAGAACAAGCAGAAAAGAGAAUAAUGAAAAUUGAUGAAAGUCUGAGAUUAAUGUGGGAUAACAUGAAGAGGAAUAACCUAUGGGCGAUUGGAGUUUCAGAACAGGAAGAACUAAAGAAAACCACAGAUAGAAUCAGAAAGUUACUGGAAGAAAAUUUUCCUUACAUCUUGAAAGCCAAGAAGACAAACAUUCGAGAAGCAGAAUGGACCCCAGUAAAACAUUGUCGUAUUCCGAAUAUAAAGCAUGGAAUUCUAUACGAUGAAAACAAAUAUAAUCCAGACACUCUUAUUGCUGUGGGAAAUGUCCUCUACUACUCCUGUGAAUAUAGUUAUGUGUCUCCUUCAAACUCCUUUUGGACUGUCAUAGCCUGCACUAAUCAAGGAUGGUGGCCAAUACCUGAGUGCCUCAGAUUAUGUUUCUUUCCUUCUGUGGAGAAUGGUCAAUCUGCAUCUUCAGGACAAAUACACAUGGAAGGUGAUAUUGUAAAAAUUGACUGUAAUAUUGGCUACAGCCUUGCAGAUAAUAAGACAAACAUUUUAUGUGCAAAAAGUGGCUGGUCCUCUUCUCCCAAAUGUAUCAGUAAGUAAACAUAGAGUUAUUCUGAAAGAAAAUGUGGGGCUCCUCCACCUAUUGAAAAUGGAGAUAUCACUUCGUUCCUAUUAGAUGAAUAUGCUCCAGGAUCAUCAGUUCAGUAUCAAUGCCAGUCCUUCUAUACACUUCAGGGUAACAAAAGUGUAACAUGCAUGAAUGGAGAGUGGUCACAACCACCAAAAUGUUUAAAUGCAUGUGUAAUAUCAAAACACGAGAUGGAAAUACGUAACAUAGAGUUACGAUGGAAAUAUGAUGAAAAAGUAUAUUCCAAAUCAGGAGAUACUGUUGAAUUUAGAUGUAAAUGGCGAUAUUAUCCUGUGACAUCCCAAGACUCUUUUCGAGCAGUGUGUCAUGAAGGAAACUGGGAACCUUCUAAUUUCUUUACCACAUUUUCCUAUGUCACACCCUUUUUAGUGAUCCCUUUUAGAAAAAAAACAUGCUCAAAAUCAGAUAUAUACAUUGAUAAUGGCUUUUUUUCUGAAUCUGAGUUUUCAUAUCUUAUAAAUAAAAGAACACAAUAUAGGUGUAAACCAGGGUAUGUAACAGCAGAUGGUAAAGCAUCAGGAUUCAUUACAUGCUUGGAAAGUGGAUGGUCAAUUCAACCUGUAUGCCUUAAAUUUUGUGAAAUUCCAGUAUUUGAGAAUGCCAGAGCCAAAAGUAAUGGCACAUGGUUUAAACUCAAUGACAAGUUGGAAUAUGAAUGCAGAGGUGGCUAUGAAAAUGCACGUGGAAGCACCACAGGCACUUUAGUAUGUGGUGAUGAUGGAUGGUCUGAUACACCAACGUGCUAUGAAAAAGAAUGCAGUGUUCCUAAGUUACCAAAAAUAUUAGACGCCUCACCCAAGAAAAACAAAUAUAAAGUUGGAGAUGUACUGAAAUUUUCCUGUUCACAGAAAUAUCAAAUAGUUGGACCAGAUUCAAUUCAAUGCUACUACUUUGGAUGGUCCCCUAAAAUUCCAACAUGUAAAGUGGAGCAGGUAAAAUCAUGUGGCCCACCUCCUCAACUGCUCAAUGGGGAAGUUAAAGAGGCAAAGAAAGAAGAAUAUAAGCAUAAAGAAGUGGUGGAAUAUGAUUGCAAUCCCAAAUUCCUAUUGAAGGGGUCUAAGAAAAUCCAAUGUGUUGAUGGAGGAUGGACAACUUUGCCUAUAUGUGUUGAGGAAGAGAGUACAUGUGGCGAUAUCCCUGCACUUGAACAUGGCUAUAGUUUGCCCUCUGAACCUCCCUAUCACCAUGGAAAUGUAGUGGAGUUCAGUUGCGAAGAUUCAUUUACGAUGAAUGGAUACAAAUUUAUUAGAUGUGUUCGUGGAGUUUGGACGGAACUUCCUCAGUGCAUUGCGACAGAACAACUUAAGAAGUGUACAUUACCAAGGGGACGUAAAAUUGAAUCAGUCUCACCACCAGAUCAGACUGUAUUAAAUCAUAAUGAUAUCUUAGUUUAUAAAUGUAAAGGAAAAUCUGAAACCAGACAAUCAACCUGCAAAAAUGGAAGGUGGGAUCCCACGCUAACUUGCACAGGAGAAAUGAAAGAGUUAUGCCCACCUCCUCCUCUCAUUCCCAAUACUCGAAGUAUGACGAUGACAGUGAAUUAUAAGGAUGGAGAGAAAAUAUCUAUUCUCUGUCAAGAAAAUUACAUAACUCAAGAAGCAGAUGAAAUCGUGUGCAGUGGUGGGAAAUGGCAGUCAAUACCACGCUGUAUAUUAUUUUUAUAUACAUCUGAACACAGAUACUCACGUGGUACUACAUUAACUUAUAUCUGUGAAGAUGGCUUCAAGCUUUCUGAAGAAAAUGGGGUAACAUGUCACAUGGGAAAAUGGAGUUCUCCACCUCAGUGUGUAGGACUACUUUGUAAGCUACUACCUAUGAUUUCUGAUGGUGUUCUGUCUCAUGAGUUAGACAGCUACCAGCAUGGAGAAAAAAUUACCUACAGGUGUACUGAUGGUUUUGGGAUUGAUGGACCUGAAAAGAUACAAUGUAUGGAUGGAGAAUGGACAACUUUGCCCACUUGUGUUGAACAAGUGAAAAUGUGUGGCUAUAUACCUACACUGGAACAUGGUUAUGUCCAGGCCUCUGCCCCUCUCUAUCAGCAUGGAGCCUGGGUGGAGCUGAAUUGCAAAGAUACCUACACAAUGAUUGGAAAUAAGACAAUUACCUGCAUCGAUGGAACGUGGACCCAGCUUCCUAAGUGUAUUGAAUCUGUAGAGCAAUGUGGGCCACCUCCAUCUAUUGACAAUGGAGAUAUCACGUCAUUCCCAUUAUCAGUAUAUCCUCCAGGAUCUACAGUCAAGUACCUCUGCCAGUCCUUCUAUGAACUCCGGGGCUCCCCAUUUGUAACAUGCAUAGAUGGACAGUGGUCAGAAGCACCAACAUGCAUAGAUGCAUGUGUAAUAUCUGAGGAAAAUAUGAACAAAAACAACAUACAGCUGAAGUGGACAAAUAACAAAAAGAUAUAUGCAAAAACAGGGGAUAUUAUUGAAUUUGAGUGUAAAUCAUCAUUUCAAAUCAAAACGCCACUACAGUCAUUUCGAACUACCUGUAAGGAAGGGAAAAUUGAAUAUCCCAAAUGUGAACGACGCCAUCACAGCUUCCCUAAGCAUACUAUUAAAAAGUAA